Trichomycterus rosablanca is the source of this 1211-nucleotide messenger RNA. RefSeq names its product proline-rich transmembrane protein 2 (gene prrt2). NCBI's taxonomy places the organism in Eukaryota, Metazoa, Chordata, Actinopteri, Siluriformes, Trichomycteridae. The transcript is spliced from 4 exons. The record is from RefSeq and is a predicted model, not a curated record. Gene Ontology annotation, cellular component: membrane. Bases 29 to 496 code for a protein of 155 amino acids.
AGGAGAGGUGCAGCGGUCAGGAGAGGUCAUGGUGGCCAUCAAAGAGAAGACUGAGAACGGUCACGCCGUCUACUCGUCCUCAGAAGCUAUAACGUCAGUGCCCAGGCGACACCACUCGGUGCCCCACGCUCACCCCCCUCGCUUUAACCGCACGCGGAAGGGUAGCAGGUCGAGCUCCAUAGCUUACACGGCGUUCUCUCCCCGGCCCUCCAUCUCCCGCCACUCCAGUUUGGCCACCAACCCGCCGCUCGACCGCUCCAAGCCCAAAGACUACCUCAUCCUGGCCAUCAUCGCCUGCUUCUGCCCUGCCUGGCCCAUCAACAUCGUGGGAUUCGUCUACUCCGUCAUGUCCCGGAACAGUCUGGAACAGGGGAACAUCGAUGGAGCCCGGCGGCUGGGUCGGGUCGCCAAACUCCUCUCUACCGUCUCAGUGGUCGGCGGGGUCAUCAUCAUAGUGGCCUGUGUCGUCAAUUUAUCAAUAAAUGUGAAAUCCUGAGUUGUGCUACUGCUCCUGCUGGAAUUCAGCUCCACAUCAGACCACCGACCCGGAAGACCACGACACUGUCUGUCUCACCGCCGCUCUGACGUAAAAACAGAAUGCUUUGUUUAUGGACACACACACACACACCUUGAUUACGCUCUAAUUAACAGGAGUGUUAAUGCGAAGAUGCGUUUAACCUAAAACACCACCAUGAGAAAUGGAGCAGAAAUCCCCAUGAUGAUAUUAUAGACGUCAUUCUCAGCUUUCAGGGUCUGCAAGCAAAACAUCGAGUAACAAAAGCUAGAAUUUGAUAGUGAGUCCGGGUAUUCCUGCUGUGGAUAGGACGAACAAUUUAGUUUAGUAAUAUAAAUCUCACUUUUUUUUGCUUAACAGGAGAGUUUAAACCUGAGAAUGUUUGAAUCACUGCUGAGUCUGAAGAACUGAAGGCAGUUCAUGAUUGAAUAUGGAAGUUGAACUAAUUUUUAUAGUCGGUAUGGAGUACUAUGUUUUGGAUUGAUGUGGUGACCUUUUUCAUCAUCAUCAUUGUUAUUACCUGCCAAGCACCCACACAGACACGAUUGGCUGUGCCUGAGGUGGGGAGGUGAAAUGGGCUCUGCUCACGUAUCGUAGUGUGUGACUCUCCAAUCAGAUGUGAGUGUAACGUGUUAUUUUUGCAGGAAUCAUUUUAAGCUGCAUGGUCAUAAUCUGAUCGCCUCAGCUUAUCAAACAA